AUGGUGAGACUAAGACACCUAAAGCAAAAUUCCAUCCGUGCCCUCCUUUCUCCUCUCAACACCAACAAUCCCAUCAACUACUCAACAUUAGCAGCAUCCACCACCACCAAUCCUCUCAGUUUAAACCCAUUAUUCCCAUCUUUCUCAUCACCAUCCCACAAAUUACAAGCAGAUGAUUUGGUAUUAACCUUUCGUGAAUGGUUCAAGUCAAGUGGAAACCCUCUUCUUGACCAAAUCCUUGAAGUCUUAUCUUCAAUUGAAAACCAAGAUCUUAUAGUUGAACGUGAAGCCAUAGAUGCAGCUUUAUCUUCUCUAAACCUACACCUCACAGAGUCACUUGUUCUUGAUGUUUUAUCAUACGGGAAAGAUGUUUUAUCUUGUACCAAAUUCUUCGAUUGGGCGGGUCGACAACCCGGUUUUCACCAUUCCCGAGCCACAUUCCAUGCAAUUUUCAAGAUCCUUUCAAGAGCAAAGCUGAUGUCUUUAAUGUUUUACUAUUUAGACAGCUAUAGCAAGCUUCGAGGGGGUCAUAAGUCAAACUUUCACAACAUUUUAGUCAUGGGUUAUGCUGUGGCGGGAAAACCCGAAAUUGCCCUUCAGUUAUUCGGACGUAUGCGUUACCAAGGUAUUGAUUUAGAUGAUUUUGCUUAUCAUGUGCUUUUAAAUGCUUUAGUGGAAGAGGGUUAUUUUGAUGGAGUUGACUCAGUUGCUACACAGAUCAAGAAUCGUGGUCUUGAAUCCGAAAUCACUUAUUCGAUUUUGGUUAAGAGUUUUUGUAGGAAAAAGGAGUUUGAUAAAGCUGAAAGUUAUCUUCGUGGGGUGAUUAAUAGUGGGAUUAAGAUAAAAAGUGGUGGUUAUAUAGUUGGUGCUCUUGUUGAUGGGUUAUGUAAGAACAAUGAGUUUGAUAAAGCUGGGAAAUUAGUCGAUGAAUUUGGGGAAUUUCAUGUUUAUGAUAUAUGGAUUCGGGAACUCGUUCGUGCUAGAAAGCUAGAUGGAGCUAUGGAGUUUUUGCAAAAAACUAGGAACCAAAAGACGGCUGUUUAUGUUCCGGAUGUUUUUCGUUACAACUCCUUGAUUUUAAGACUUCUAAGAGAAAACAGACUCGAAGAAGUAUGUGAUUUAGUGAUUGAAAUGAGGGAAAACAAUAUCCCUCCAGAUGAGUUAACAAUGAACAUUGUUUUAUGCUUUUUUUGUAAAGCAGGAAUGGUGGAUAUUGCUGUAAAAUUAUACGAUUCAAGAACAGAGAUUGGAUUAUCUUUGAGUUCAAUGGCUGUUAAUUAUUUAAUGAAUACCCUUUGUAGGGACGGAAGCGUCAUUGAUGCAUAUCGUAUUUUAAAAAACUCACUUGAUCAAGGGUAUUUCCCGGGAAAAACCGCGUUUUCUAUCAUGGCUGAUGCUUUAUGCAAGGUGGAAAAAGUUGACAUAAUGGAUGACUUGUUUCGUGUUGCUUUGGAACAUAAGAUUAUGUUGAGUGAUAAGUUUCAUGAAAAGUACAUAAAUGCCCUUUGUAGGAUUGGGAGAUUAGAAGAUGGGUAUAUCAGACACGUGGAAUUAAACCGGUUAAAUGAAGUCACACCCAAAUUUGCUUACAAUUCUUUGAUAGAUGGGUUUAUUAAUCGCAAAAGAGGUGAUAUUGCAGCAAUGUUAUUGAUACAAAUGCAAGAAAAACAUCAUACCCCUAGCCGGAACUUGUUUUGUGGUGUGAUUCAAAGCAUAUGUGAAAUGGAAAAUCCCGAAAUACAGUUUCAAAAGUUGUUGGAAAUGCAGUUGUCUGUUCAGAAACUCGGGUGUUGGGUUUUUAAUCAUUUUAUAGAAGGAGCUGGGAUUGCUAAAAGACCUGAUUUAGCUAAAGAAGUUUAUCAAAUGAUGAAAAGAAAUGGGAUUUCUCCUAAUGUGAGUGCGGAUAUUUUACUGUUGAAAAGUUUUCUAGCAAGUGAAAAAGUAUCCAAUUCUUUGACUUUAUUCUAUGAUGUUUCUAAAAAACGAAAAAUUGGGAGAAAAGUAUUCAACACGAUUGUUGUUGGUUUAUGCAAAGCAAAUAAACCCGACAUUGCUUUGAGCAUCUUUUUAGAAAUUAGAGAAAAAGAGAAGAAUUUGAGACCGAGUCUUGAAUGUUAUGAAGAACUUGUAUACGUUUUAUGCAAAUACAAAAGAUAUGACAAAGUCAUGGAUGUUAUCAGUGACAUGAUUCAAGUUGGGCGUCCUUUAUCGUCUUUUAUCGGGAACAAUUUGCUUCUAUAUUCUUUAAAAGAUCAAAACCUAUACAGCACUUGGGUUGACACACUACCCACCGAGUCGACUCAGUCGUCACCUAUGUGGAAACUCGGCGAGUUGGUUGGGUUGUUUUCUGAUCGGUUUAGAGACGAUAUAGAUAUUGAUGAGUUGGAGGAAGUAGUGGGGAAGUGUUUUCCACUUGAUAUAUACACAUACAAUAUGCUUUUGAGGAAACUAAUAAAGAAACAGGUGGAUGAUGCUUCUAGAUUGUUCCGGAAGAUUUGUGAGAAAGGGUAUAAGCCGAAUCAGUGGACUUAUGAGACUUUGGUGCAUGGGUUUUACAGACAUGGUAGGGCGGGUGAAGGUAAAGUAUGGUUGGAGGAGAUGCAGAAGUUAGGGUUUACUCCAAGUGAGGCUACAACUGUAUUGCUUUAA
Molecule: messenger RNA, 2649 nt
Organism: Lactuca virosa
Lineage: Eukaryota; Viridiplantae; Streptophyta; Magnoliopsida; Asterales; Asteraceae
Source: the annotation of a GenBank genome assembly